AUGAGCAACAAUUCUCUGAAGCCACCGGGAGCCGACUUGAAGCGUGUCGCUUCCUACACCUGGCCCGCAGGUCACGCCGGCCAACUCUCCGACUCUCAAUCAUCGGCACUUGAAGAGUUCAAGAAACUCUGCCACCGAAAAGGAUACUACGAACCCGCCGAUCCCGAGUCCAAAACAUCCGCCUCCCAUGACGAUGAGACGCUUCUAAGAUAUCUCCGUGCAAGGAAGUUCGUUCCCAACGAUGCUUUUGGUCAAUUCAAAACCACAGAAGACUGGCGGAAGGAGAACCAGCUGGAUUCCCUCUACGAAGGAAUUGAUGUCCAAGAGUAUGAGCAGACCCGACGUCUCUAUCCACAAUGGACGGGACGGAGAGACAACCGUGGCAUCCCUCUCUACGUUUUCGAAGUCGCCAAUGUGAAAUACAAGGACAUCACUGCAUAUGAGCAGGACUCGGACCGGGAUAAGAAAAAAGGAAAGGAUGCGGUCAAGAGCAAGGUUCCCAGGAAGAUGUUGCGCUUGUUCGCGUUGUAUGAGAACAUGUGUCGUUUCGUUCUUCCACUCUGUUCGGCCAUUCCUGGUCGUCCGAAUGCUUCCACCCCCGUCAGUCAGAGCAGMAACAUUGUGGACAUUUCCAAGGUGGGAUUGAAGCAGUUUUGGAAUCUCCGCUCCCAUCUGCAAGACUCUUCCGCUCUUGCUACUGCUCACUACCCGGAAACGCUGGAUAGAAUCUUCGUGAUUGGUGCUCCCAGCUUCUUCCCUACUGUGUGGGACUGGGUGAAGAAUUGGUUCGAUCCGAUUACCGUCGCCAAGAUUCAAAUCGUGCCAGAUGGGAAGAAGUUGGAAGUCUUGAGUAGAUUUAUCCCCAUGGAGAACAUUCCCWAGAAGUAUGGAGGACAGCUGGACUGGAGUUUUGGAGACAUGCCUUUCCUGGAAGACAAAAUCGUUGAAUCAAUGAGGUGGAAGGAAGAUGUCAAAGAAAAGGGACACAGAACAUUCCCCAUUGGACCAAUCAAGUGGGAGUAUGAUCAAGACGGCGAUCUGGUUGCAGUGGGAGUUGGCAGCGAAAACGGCGCGCCGCGGAAGACAGUCUUGGCGGGUCUACAUCCUGAUGCUGGAGUUGCCAGACUUGCUCUCAGUCCUGGAAGACAAUCUGCUCAGAGAUUUGCUUCUGCAUCUGGACAAGCACCCACACCUGCGAGUCAGAGUGAGAAGAAGGAAUCCAACGGAAACCCGAUUGAACCAACUACCAUGGCUACCAGUACUGCAACAAUGGACGGAGCGUCUACACCUGUUGUGCAAACAGAACAGAAUGGCGAACCAAAGUCUUUCAACACAGUCGCCGCUUCAAAGCUGGCUCCCGAGACUACUCCUGCAACGACAACAUCAUCCGACCCAGAACACAUCCGCAACGAAUCCUCUGAAUCUUCCCUCCCAGAGACAUCCCGAGCAGGAACCUACACCGUCCCCUACCACGACAAAGAAGUCUCCUCACCACCCGCAGAUUCCCGUCAAGGAACUUCCUCAACCCGCUUCGAGCAACAAAGCGGCACACACGCUGAAGGCCAAUUAGAGCACGGAACACCAAACACCACCAUCGACGGUCAAGGAACAAGCCACACCGUCGUGGAAACCCGCACCGUAGGUCAAGCUCCGAAAGAAACUCCUCUCAUCGAUGAUGGAGCCGAGAAACCCGGCGUGCUCGAGCAAGCGCAACAAUUAGCCGGCCAAGCCGUUGAACAAGUCUCGGCACUCCCAGCAGUUGUGAUGGGAGCCGUGGGACUGGGAAGCAAGACUGAAGAGAAGGAAGAGGAAGUCAAGGAGAAGAAGGUAGACCCUAGAGUCGAUGAAUUGGAUGAUAAAAUUGUGGAGGAGUUUGUGAGGGAUUUGAGUAUGACGAAACAGCAGAUUAAAUGA
Messenger RNA from Ramularia collo-cygni, 1914 nucleotides. Its product is annotated as related to phosphatidylinositol transporter. Bases 1 to 1914 code for a protein of 637 amino acids. NCBI's taxonomy places the organism in Eukaryota, Fungi, Ascomycota, Dothideomycetes, Mycosphaerellales, Mycosphaerellaceae. The transcript has 3 exons. The record is from RefSeq and is a predicted model, not a curated record.